AUGGCCAUGAACGCGAACGGCGGCCCCGUCAAUGGCCCCAUCAACGGCACGCCCGUCAUGGCCAACAUGAACAUACCCGGCCCGCCGCAGCGCCCGCAGAUGGACCCGCGUGAGCAGCUCAACACGUACAUCUACGACUACUUCCUGCGGAACAACCACAACCGCCUGGCGCGGGCCAUGGUCGAGUGCGACAUGAAGAUGUCCACCUCUGCGCCACAGAAGACCAGCCCCAGCAGCAAGCCCAAUGGCAUUGAUUCCAUGGAGGACGACUCGGCCACCGGCCUGCCGAACCCGCUCCUGCCCAAGAACCAGAUGGCGGACAACUCGUUCCUGCUCGACUGGUGGGUCCAGUUCUGGGACAUCUACCAGGCGACUAAGGAACGCUCUGGACAGCCAUCGAAGGGCGCGCAGUACAUCAACCACACACGGCACAUCACCCAGAUGCAGAACGAGCAGCGCAACCAGCGCAUGAUGAUGAGCAACCCCAUGAACGCCCAGUACCAGAACAUGGGGAAUAUGAUACGCGGAAACAUGCCCAAUGGCGUUGCGCAGAACGACCUCAAGCGUGCUGCUCUGCAGAACAACCGACCCAAUGGCAACCCUAUGGCGAACAUGGGUCAGAUGAACAAGCCCAACAUGAUGGCUGCGCAAAUGCAGCGAGACGGCUCGCAGAUGGACAUGAACGGCCAGCGCCCCCAGUCGCCCAGCUCCAACGACAAUGCCCCGUCCCCAAACAAGCGGCCUCGCGUUGAGGGCGCCAUGAACAACAACAUGCCCAACGCUCAAUUCAACGAGUUCGGACAGCAAGCCAACAAUGCGCAGCAGAAGAACAUCGAGGUAUACGCCCAAAGCCUGGCCCAACAACACAGAGUAGCACUGAAUAACACUGCCUCCCCUCAGGCUAUGACCCAGGGCUCUCCCAUGAACCAAGGCCUGGAAGGCCAGGAAAUCAUGUUCGCCGGCAACCAGCCUCGACCCGGCAUGCCACCGCAACAGCCCGGCCAGCCGCAGCAGGGCAGUCAUGCUCUGCAGGAUUAUCAGAUGCAGCUCAUGCUGCUAGAGCAGCAGAAUAAGAAGCGGUUACUCAUGGCACGGCAAGAGCAGGAUAACAUGUCUGGGCCCCACCAACAGGGGCAAGUGGGAGGCCAAUUCCCACCGGCCAUGUCGCCUUCUGGGAGCCGAGCUGGACCAUCGCCAAACCCAGCGGAUAUGAAGGGCCGGACGCCCAAGCUGGGUCAACAAGGACUGCCUGGCUCGCCCAUGCCUGAAGGUGUCAUGCAACAGCAGCGCGGUUCACCUGCACCCAACAUGAACUUCCCGGAUCCCACCUUGGCACCUCCGGGCAUGCCGCCACAGUUCUACCCGCAGAUGCCCAACAACCCUAUGAUGCGACCGCCUAGCUCGCAUCCUGGCGCAAACUUCAACGGUCAACAGCAGAUGACACAGCAGCAAAUGGAGGCUAUGCGCAACGGUCAGAUGAAUGGCCAAUGGCGGGGUGGACCACCGCAACCCGGCAUGCCUCAGCAACCACAGAUGAUGGGAGGUCCAAUGGCAGGUGGCCCUCAGCAGCGGGGUCAGAUGCCACCUCCCCCAGCCCCUGCGAACGAGCAAAGACCGGAAGCGUCUCCAGCAAUGUCGAACCAGGCACCUCCGACACCAAACCAGGCGAACAAGGCUGCUCCUAAAAAGAAGGGAACCAAAGAAAACAAGAAGCCCGCACCAAAGAAAGGGCCAAACGCAGGUACAACCCCAGCAGCCUCGGCAGGCGAAGAAGCUCCCACACCGACACCGUCGACGCCGAUCACGCCGAUGCACGCGAAGUCCUUCAACCCGAACGGCCAGCCUCAACAUGCCCCACAACAGCCUCCCCAGGCGCAACCUCCUGCUCAACAACAGCAGCCUAUGGCCGACGCUCCGUUCGGCGACAUCUCAGACAGCAAUUUCGACAUUGGUCUCAACUUCGGCGACGGCGACGCAGCGCUCGAUAAUUUCGAUUUCGAUUCCUUCCUCCACACCAGCGGAGAAAACGACGGCUUUGGAAGCGCACUCGGCUUCGAUGACAAUGUGUUCGGUGUUGAAGCCGGUGAUGGUAUAUAG
Molecule: messenger RNA, 2097 nt
Organism: Macroventuria anomochaeta
Lineage: Eukaryota; Fungi; Ascomycota; Dothideomycetes; Pleosporales; Didymellaceae
Exons: 5
Coding region: 1-2097 (698 amino acids)
Biological process (GO): positive regulation of transcription by RNA polymerase II
Cellular component (GO): nucleus
Source: RefSeq, a predicted model, not a curated record